Molecule: messenger RNA, 2228 nt
Organism: Stomoxys calcitrans (stable fly)
Lineage: Eukaryota; Metazoa; Arthropoda; Insecta; Diptera; Muscidae
Gene: Jabba
Exons: 9
Coding region: 296-2086 (596 amino acids)
Source: RefSeq, a predicted model, not a curated record
UCAAUUUUUAAUUGGACUGCGGGGCGGUAGCAAAGUGCGUUUGCAGAGUACGAUUUGUUGAUGGAUAAUCGAUAACUUCUUAUUAUAAAGUUCGGUUAAAUCCCCCAUUUUAGUUAAGUGUGCCAAAGUGAAUUACACAACGAAAGCUAAACAUUUUUUCGAAAGAAUUUUUAAGAAAUUUGUUUUUAGUUGAAAUCAAUCUUUUGUAAUUGCUUUGGAUUAACCUUCCAUCCAAGUGAAAUCGAUUCAGUCCACAAAAUUCACCGGUAAUUGCAAAAGCUGCUCUCUCUGAAAUAUGGCUCAAGAAACCAAAACACAGAAACAGGGAGGUCCUCCACCAUCUACCUCAACAUCAGAAGAAAUCUCCACCAAACCUGUCGAUGAAGAUAUUGAAGAAAUCGAAAUACCCCAGAACAAAACAAUGUUGGAACGUAUGCAGAUCGUCUUGGAGAAAUUUGCCCAGACCAGAAUGGGUCAAAUGGCGCUGGAAGGCUGCGAUCGAGUGCUAAAAGUUUUGGAAGAAACUGCCAAAUGGGGUGUUCCGCAAGAUGAGAAUGAUACAAAGUUGGAGCGUCCCUUACCUUGGCUAUUCUUUAUUCCGCUAAUUGUGUGGAUACGCGUCAUUCGAUUCUGGCUAACCAUUGGCUCUUUAAUGGUUGGUGGACCGCCAAUAACGCCACAAAAUAUGGUCUAUAACAUACAAGUGAAGCGUCGACGUCUCAGGGCUAUACGUGUGCCAGCUUUAAGGGCUGUCAGACGACUUGAAACAGAAUCUACGAGAAAAAGUGAAACAACAAUGACGGGUAAAAAUAAAUCAUUAACUGGAAAAAUUAGUAGUCUAUUUGGUAGUGCCGUUUGUAAGCCGGGUCAAAGUUGCGAUUCACCAGCAAGGCGGGCAUUCGAAAAGGAUAAUAUAUCAAAAGUUCCAGAUGAUAAUUCGACGGAACGCACCGCCGGUAAACGACCCCGUGACGAUGAAAAUCGAGAUCUUAACAUGACUGUUGAACAAAUGCUGGAUAAAUACGCCAAUGAGGAUUCCGAUGACGAUUCCGAUUAUGUGCCCAAUGAUAAAGACGACGAAAGUGAUGACACCUCAUCACUCUCUUCCAGUGAUAGCAUCUCCAGUACCGAACAGGCUGAAAUGGCAGACGCCUGCGACAAUGCGAUGGCAGCCAAACAAAAGGAACAUUUAAAUACAUCCGCACAGAAUUCUUCAAAACUCGAUAACUCAUCAUCAAUGGAUCGCAGUCUAGUUGAGGUAAAAGAAAAUGGUGGUCAAAAACAUCGUCCCAUGCCCAAGCCCAUAUCCGAAAUUAAGGUUGAAGUCACAUCGGAUGCUGAUAGUGGCAGUGAAAGGAUAAAAACCCCAGGUGGACCAAUGACCAGUACCAAUGGACCUAAGACUACGAACAACACAGAAGUCGCCAAAGUUCAAGCAUCCACGGAGCAACAUCCAAAAGAACCCCUAACCACCCCCAGACAACAACAGCUACCACCACCAAAGGUUUUCGGUUUGUCAGUGGCCCCCGAAAUGGAAAUAAAGCAAAAAUCUACCCCCGGACAUGAGUCGGCAGCCACCAUGAAACCAUCCUCCGCCACAGGUGUUAAAACCGCUGCAGCACCGUUGCCGUCACCGCCUUGCCCAAGUCCUAAGGCGAGCGGAUCACCAACGUUCCGGGAAAAACAUUAUCGUACCAUAACAACCCAAACCUCUGUAGCCGAAUAUGAUUGGUCAAUAAUUGUAAAAACUGAAAUUUCCCAUAGAAAGACACCUCCAGUGCAGGUGCCCAAAUCGGAUUGUUCGCCACCCUUAACGCCUGCCUCAUCCACAGAGGAUGUCUUUUAUAGCCCAAUUGGCUCUCCCCAACAUUUCCAUUCCAUCUUCCAUCCCGCACCUCUGGUGAAACCCAAUCCCGUAGAUGCCCACUCAACUCCUAAGAAUGCGGCUGAUCAUAGUGAUGCCUCUACUCCUGAAUCGAUGGAUACUAGGAAGCUGCCGAAUAAACCACAACAGCCACAACAUCAUCAUAAUCAAUAUCAACAGCAUCACUACAACAACAAAAAUCGCAAUAAAAAUCGCCGCUGAACUAAAUUAGGGCAAUGUUGUCCUUGUUUAUAAGUUUUAAUGAUGUUUUAUUUAACAUUCUCCCAAAAAUAUUUGUAAUCGAUAUUGAAGUAAUAAUUUGUCUAUGAAUUAUACAAUGGAAUAAUUGAAUUUUUAGAAUUUU